AUGGCUUCCCUCAUUGCUGCAGCCCUCCAACUGAGGGCACAGGCAGCAAAAAAUGUGAAUCUGCAGAAUACGCCGGGGCAGCAGCAGCAGCAGCAGCAGCAGAAGCAGCAGCAACAGCAGCCAAUGCAGCCUAAGCAGCAGCAACAACAUCAGCAGCAGCAGCACACGAAACAGCUGAAGCAGCAGGAUGUAACAAGCCAACAGCAGCAAUGGCAGACGCAGCAGCAGCAGCAGCAGCAGCAGCAGCAGAAAAAAAGGAAGCAGCAGCAGAAGCAGCAGCGACAGGAACACUUACCACAGCAGCAAAAGCAGCAGCAGCAACAGCAGCAGCGCCAGCAAAAUCAGGCGACUCAGCAGCCACAGCAGCAGCAGCAGCAGCAAAUGCAGCAGCAGCAUCGGCAAGAGCAGCAACAGCACCCCUGCCAGCAGCUGCUGCAGCAGCAGCAGCAGCAGGGAGUUGCUGGUGCUGCGAGUUUGCAGCAGUCUGUGAUCGUGCAAGAUAAUAGAAAAAGAAAAAGGAAAAAACAAAACAGAGGCGCAGCAGAUGAAGAGAGGCCGCUGCAUGCAGCACAGAGGACAGCGGAGGCCUCCAUGCAACAAACGGCAGCAAGCCCAGCACAGCAGCAGCAGCAGCAACAACAACAGCAGCAACAGCUGCUGCAGCAACCGCAACAGCAGCUACACCUGCACUCCCACCAGAAACCCCAGAAGCAGCAGCAGCAGCAGCAACAGCAGCAUCUGCAGCAACCGGAGGAGCACCACCUGCAGCAGCAGCAGCUGCAGCAGCAGCAGCUGCAGCAGCAGCAGCAGCAGCAAAAACAGGCUAUCCAGACGCAGCAGCAGGUUAGCCAGACGCAGCAGCAACAUGCUGCUGAGCAGCAGCAGUAUGUAGUGGAUGCUUGUGGGCAGCAGCAGCAGCAGCAGCAGCAGCAGCAGAAACCAGCGGUGGAGGCGCAGCAGCAGCAACCGAUGCCACUGCAGCUGCAAAUACCUCAGCAGAAAGAGCUGCAGCAGCAACAGCAACUGCAGCAACAGCAGCAGCAACGGAGAGACUCACAGCAGGAGGAGCAACAGAGGAGUUGGCGGCUGCUGCCUCAGACCGCUCAACAUCAGCAGCAACAGCAGCAGCAACGACAGCAGCAACGGCAGCAGCAACAACAGCAGCAACAGCAGCAGCGGCCACAGCAGCAACAGCAGAAGCUUCAGCUGCAGCAGCAGCGGUGGCAUCAGCAUCAGCAGCAGGAGCGAGCAGCUCAGCAUUCUUUAUUUACGCCGCAGCAAGCGGGGGCUUUGCAAGAGAGUUUUAUAACCCUGCAGCAAGAAGCAGCAGCUGCACCAACUGCAGCAGCAGCAGCAGCAGCAAGAGGGAAAGCUGCGGUGCUGCUGCUGGGGGCAUCAGCGCGGCGGCUAGCAGCAGUCGCUCCGCAUCUUUCAGCUGCUUAUACGCGACGGGCCGAAGAAAUGGCGCAGCACUGCGGCAUCGAAUUAGGGCCUCGGGUGUAUGAGGGGCUGUGCCGAGGCUGUGGCGUCCCUUUGCUGCCGUUUUUAAUUUGUGCUGCUGCUACGCAGCCGCUGCUGCCUCUUAGUGCUUCUGGACGCCGCAUGCUACGGCGAAGCAGACAGCAGCUGCAGCAGCAGCAGCAGCAGCAAUUUGGUGCUGCUGGGGGCCUUGCUGCUGAUAGCCUGAGAGAUUUUGCUGCUUCUUCUUCAGUGGUUGCCGUCUGCAAACUGUGCGGGCAGCAGCAGCGCAGCGUCAUUGGGCCUCUAAGGAGGAGGAGGCGAAGCCGGCAGCAGCAGCAACAGCAGCAGCUGCUGCUGCUCAUGGAGCCCCAGCGACAGCAGCUGCAGCAGCAGCAGCAGCAUCUGCUGCUGCAGGAGGCGGAAGCAUCUGCAAGGGGAGCCGCUUUUAAUAGGCAAAAGAUGCAGCAAAACCAACGAAGACAGACGUUGUGCAACGGUGGGCAGCAGCAGCAGCAGCAGGAACAACAGCAGCAACAGCAACAGCAGCAACAGCAACAACAGCAACAGCAGUGUCUGGACACGGCGAAGCAAGACCAACUUCCUUGCGAGCCGCAGCAGCCUCAGCAGCCUCAGCAGCAGCAGCCACAGCAGCAACGACCACAGCAGCCGCAGCCACAGCAGCAGCAGCCACAGCAGCAGCAGCAGCCACAGCAGCAGCAGCCACAGCAGCAACAGCCGCAGCAGCAACAGCAGCAACAGCAGCAGCAACAACAGCAAGAUCUGCAGCAGGUAGGGGAGCAGCAGGGGCAGCAGCAGCCCCCAGAGCAGCCGGAGCAUAUCCAUGAACAAGAUAACCAGCAGGGGCGGGGGCCGCAGCAGCAGCAGCUGCUUCUGCAGCAGCAGCAACAACAGCAACUGAGCUCAAGUGUGUCAGCUGGCCCUUCGCGAGAUUCGGGGUUUGCAUUUGCUGCUGCAUCUGCGCCUCCCUGCAGCAGCAACAGCAGCAGCAGCAGCAGUGGCAGCAGUAGCAGUUUGACUCCUCAGCCUUCUGCGUCUGUACAUGAGGGCCCCAAAGAGGGCCCCCCUACCCUUUCAGGGGUUCAAACAAAGCCGGCUGCGUUUGCUGCUGCUGGCAGCAGCAGCAAAACGGAGGAGCAGAAGCAGUCCGCGAGUUUAUAUGCAGUUUUAGCAGACCUUGAUUUCUGA
Eimeria acervulina is the source of this 2667-nucleotide messenger RNA. RefSeq lists its product as hypothetical. The record is from RefSeq and is a predicted model, not a curated record. The coding region runs from base 1 to 2667 and encodes 888 amino acids. NCBI's taxonomy places the organism in Eukaryota, Apicomplexa, Conoidasida, Eucoccidiorida, Eimeriidae. The transcript has 5 exons.